This is a messenger RNA of Aspergillus welwitschiae, 1659 nucleotides long. Its product is annotated as FAD-linked oxidase-like protein. Lineage: Eukaryota; Fungi; Ascomycota; Eurotiomycetes; Eurotiales; Aspergillaceae. Gene Ontology annotation, cellular component: mitochondrion. Gene Ontology annotation, molecular function: FAD binding; D-lactate dehydrogenase (NAD+) activity; D-lactate dehydrogenase (cytochrome) activity. The transcript is spliced from 5 exons. The record is from RefSeq and is a predicted model, not a curated record. Gene Ontology annotation, biological process: lactate catabolic process. Bases 1 to 1659 code for a protein of 552 amino acids.
AUGCGGCCGCUCAGCCAGGUGCCUCGGGCUUUCCCCGCACAUCUCCGCGCGCUUCAAUGCCGGCCCAGCACCCUCUCACCACACCAGUUCUUUCCUCAACAAGCAGUGCGUUGGGCUAGUCAAAAGACAGGACAUAAGAGCGAUGGUAAUGCAGGACAGGGAAAUGAUGCCAAUACUGGGCCUUCUGGCAACCCUUCAGGUUCUCGGACUUCAGGCAGGACCCUGUUAGCCUCUGCCUUGGCUGCAGGCGUCGGCUAUGCAUAUGCUGCGACGAGCGGACAGUCCCAGUCUCUGAAUAGCAAGCAACCCCAGUAUGGAUCUGCGAAGGAUUUUGAGAAGGCCAUUGAAGAACUGCGAGCCACGCUAGGCGAUGAGGUCAUCAGCACCGACCAAGACGAUCUUCAAGAACAUGGGUUUUCAGAAUGGUCCAGCGUCAAUGCUGAUCGUCUGCCAGUUGCCAUUGCCUACCCGGCGAAUACAGACGACGUUUCAAAAAUCGCUAAGAUAUGUCAUAAAUACAAGAUGCCAAUGAUACCCUACUCCGGAGGUUCUAGUCUGGAGGCCAAUUUUUCGGCCCCUCUCGGCGGGUUGACCAUUGAUUUCGUGACGAUGAAUAAGAUACUCGAGUUGCACGAAUCUGAUAUGGACGUUGUAGUUCAACCGUCCAUUCAGUGGAUGGAUCUGAAUGAGAAGAUUAAGGACAGCGGUCUCUUCUUCCCCGUUGACCCUGGACCGUCUGCAAUGAUAGGUGGUAUGAUUGGAACAAACUGCAAUGGUCGUGUCAUCAAGACACGCCGACGUCCACGCAAAACUUCAGCCGGGUAUAACCUGACGGGAAUGUUUGUUGGGUCUGAAGGAACACUUGGUAUUGUGACUGAAGCUACCCUGAAAUUGACGCCAAUUCCAGAGCAGACUCGUGUCGGCGUGGUGACCUUCCCCACUAUACGUGAUGCUGCAUCCACUGCCAUGCAGCUUGUUCGAAAAGGGAUUCAAGUACAGUGCAUGGAGAUUCUUGAUGAGAUACAGAUGGAUGUCAUCAACCGCGCUGGAGGAACUGGAAGAACAUGGAAGAAAUUGCCCACCCUGUUCUUCAAGUUCUCCGGCACCAAGGCGGGGGUCGCGGACAGUAUUAAUCUGACUAAAGCAUUAGCAAAGAACAACAACGCAAGCUCGUUUGAAUUUGCAAGAGAUGAGCGAGAAGCACAUGAUUUAUGGUCUGCGCGAAAACAAUCGCUAUGGAGUAUGCUGGCGCUAAGAGAGCGAGGAUCCGAAGUAUGGUCAACCGACGUUUCCGUACCGAUCUCUAGAUUGCCAGACAUUAUUGAAAUCUCCAAGAAAGAACUCGAUGACCUUGGAAUCUUUGCCAGUAUCCUCGGGCAUAUUGGAGAUGGUAACUUCCACGCAAGCAUCUUAUAUGAUCGCACUAUCCAAGAAGAAAGGGAGCGAGUAGAAAAGGUUGUGUACGACAUGGUUGAUCGUGCAUUGGAAAUGGAAGGCUCUUGCACUGGUGAACAUGGUGUGGGAUUGGGGAAGAAAGAGUCGCUGAAGAAGGAGCUUGGCCCAGCUACGAUUGGAAUUAUGCGUUCUAUCAAGAAGUCUCUCGACCCACACUGGUUAUUGAACCCUGGCAAGAUCUUCGAUUAUGAGGACGAAGCAUAG